AUGUUCCUCGACCUGAUCGUCUCACAACAUCAUAUCGACCGCGCCAGAAUGAUGCUCGAGAGUCAGCAGUGCCGGGUCGCGUCGCGUUGCCCGAUGUCGCGUUGCCCGGUGUCGGGUCCGUCGAGCCCGGUGUCGGUGGGUUCCGAGUCCUGUUGCUCGAGCCCUGAAGCGAAGACGCUCGCGGAGGCUCGAGUGCGACGCCCUCUGAACGCGUUCAUCAUCUGGACCAAAGAGGAGCGUCGACGCCUCGCGCAGCUCAACCCGGAUCUGGAGAACACGGACCUCAGCAAAAUACUCGGAAAGACAUGGAAGGCCAUGUCUCUGGCAGAGAAGCGUCCUUACAUGCAAGAAGCAGAACGGCUGCGAGUCCAGCACACCAUCGACUAUCCCAACUACAAAUACCGGCCCCGUCGACGAAAGUGCAACAAGCGUGGCAUUAAAAUACCUUCAGCUGAGAACAUCAGCUCUCCACACGCUAGUUUCCAGCUGAGUUAUAUUCUUCAGGGUCAAGCCUCGCACUGGCCACGCUCGCUUCCACACACUGGGUUUCCACUGGAGAGCCACCGUGAGACGACGACACCGCAUGGAAACCUGGCGUAUCACAGCUCGUGUUUCUCGCAGACGAGCGGGCCUGAGCUCUGGGUCGGAGGACCUUCUCUGGAGUUUUACCUGGAGCAGGUGAGGUCCGACAUGCUGGACCAGCUCGACCGCAGCGAGUUCGACCAGUACCUCAAUCCUGGAGCCCAACACACUCCCAACAGAGACUCCAGUGUCGAACGCUUCCAGUGA
Molecule: messenger RNA, 789 nt
Organism: Pimephales promelas (fathead minnow)
Lineage: Eukaryota; Metazoa; Chordata; Actinopteri; Cypriniformes; Leuciscidae
Gene: sox32
Product: SRY-box transcription factor 32
Biological process (GO): cell differentiation; positive regulation of transcription by RNA polymerase II
Cellular component (GO): nucleus
Molecular function (GO): RNA polymerase II cis-regulatory region sequence-specific DNA binding; DNA-binding transcription activator activity, RNA polymerase II-specific
Source: RefSeq, a predicted model, not a curated record